Molecule: messenger RNA, 1733 nt
Organism: Lolium perenne
Lineage: Eukaryota; Viridiplantae; Streptophyta; Magnoliopsida; Poales; Poaceae
Source: RefSeq, a predicted model, not a curated record
CAAUCCUUUGCCAAACCGCGACACAAACACAUAGCACUCCUGGUUCCGACAUCUGUUUGCCAAAAAAAAGUCACCUCUGUUCCCCUUUCUCCUUCCUCUCUCCUGAGGCUACUGCCCCCGAGUCUGCUCCUCGAUUCCGUCCGCCGGAGCUGCCAAUCGACACAGGCGAGCACAAAAUCGUACUCUCUGUAGCUUGCACCACAGAUUCAUUCCCGCCAACAUGGCCUUCUGCCUUUACUCGCAGCCUAUGUGCCCCUGUAUGCCCUGCGCCCGUUGCUCAGAGGAAAGCAGUCACACAUCGGCGGCGGCGGCAGGUGGGCAGAAGCUGAGGGGCAACGGAGCCAGAUUUGGAGCUCGAUCUGCCAUCAUGGCAUCCUCAGUGAUGGUAACCUGCCAUCCGUCGGCCAUGGAGUCGUUGACUGCCCGACUCCCUAGGCGCAGUGGUUGCAGCAGGCUUGCACUUGCAGGGACCGGGAAAGACGCAAGAAAAUGGCAGCUUACUGAAUCGUUGCUGAAAGAGAAGAUGAAGCCGGACCUCCUUAGCUGGCCACUGCUGCCUCCAACUUAUGGGCGGGUGUCGGAGGUCGUGUAGUGAUGCGCUAAGGUGUUGCCUAUGGCCAAGUCGAUGCGGAUGGCCGUGUGGGAUAUCUCCCCAUGGCGCCCUCCAUGAGUGUGAGAUUGCCGGCGGCACUGUGCGAGGAGCCCUGCACGGGGCCCAGGUCCUCGCCGAAGUGGCUGAGGCGCACUUACAACAGAGGCAGGGAUCAUAGCGGCGCACAGCGACCGCUCCAUCGGCGACGAUGCACACACCCUUUCUCCGCUUAAAUCCACCAGAAAACACCUGGAAGAGGAGGGCGCCGAGGCCUCCACCGCGCCGCCAUCUGCCUAGGGAAGGAGAGGAUAGCCCCGAGCCCUUCCUCCAUGGCGGCUGUAGAGGAAGACGCCGAGGGCCCCGUUGUGCCGCCAUCUGCCUCGAGAAGAAGAGGAGAACCCCGAGCUCAUCCUCCAUAGCGGCUCAAGAGGAGGGUGCCGAGGUCCCCACCGGGCCGACAUCUGCCUUGGGAAGGAGAGGAGAGCCUCGAGCUCUUCCUCCACGAUGGUUGAAGAGGAGGGCACCAGGUCCCCACCGCGCCACCAUCUGCCCCGGGAAAGAGAGGAGAGCCCCGAGCUCUUCCUCCAUGCCGGAGGCCGCCUCGGUAGGUGGCAUGGUGGCCAGAGAGGGAGAAGAGCACGCCGACAAUAGGGAAGGAUGUGAGGAAGAAAAUUGGGGCAAAACGACCGCUAGAAUUGUUCGAUGGUGGGGAUCGUGGGGCGCCGCUUUGACCGAAUCAACCAGAAGGCAAUGGAUGUAACCAGGAGCGAUCCAUGAAAAGAGGAAUGAGAGAGGCAAUAACCGGUAGCCGGUUUCCUAUCCAUCCAAGGAAAUAAAUGAUGCAAAAAGAUUACCUGAGUGGAUCACGGAAGGGGCAAAAUAAAUAGGUACGUGUCAACCAAUAACAGGAGGAAAGAGUGAUAAAUAGCACAUCUACAGUGCCUCAAAAUAAAUAGGUACGUGUCAACCAAUAACAGGAGGAAAGAGUGAUAAAUAGCACAUCUACAGUGCCUCAGUUGUGCAGAUUGCGUGAAAUCAGCUGCCCUUUAUAUAGUGUAUGUAUGCAAGUAACUAAUUUUUUUGUGUUUUUGAUAUGGCAAACAAGAUAGCAAAUAAAGUAAAACUAGCAACUAAUUUUUUU